Molecule: messenger RNA, 608 nt
Organism: Larimichthys crocea (large yellow croaker)
Lineage: Eukaryota; Metazoa; Chordata; Actinopteri; Sciaenidae
Product: saposin-C
Exons: 4
Coding region: 88-504 (138 amino acids)
Biological process (GO): lipid metabolic process
Source: RefSeq, a predicted model, not a curated record
AACAACACUUAUGGCAAGACAAAAAAAGUAUAAAAAGCCACAGAAGAAGCAGCUAAAGUCAGCUUUGAUGAAACUGUGAGAACAACCAUGAAUCCCGCCAUCAGCAUCACUCUUCUCCUGCUCUCUGCAACUGUUGUUAAGUCAUGGGGGUCUCUGGAGGGCCAAGCUGAAGAGGAGGAGGAUUCUUCAUCCCAGUUAAACCAUGACAUGGGGGAGAGAGCAGCCCACCAUACAGAGAAGGAUGAAGCUUUCCCAGGUUCCUGUACUGCCUGUAAGUCCAUUGUGUCCAAAGUAAAGAAGCAUCUGGGCAAAGAAAAUACAAAGGCAAAAAUCCAAGGUCUGCUUGCAAAAGCCUGCAAUGGACUUAGACCUAGAUUCAUCAGAUCCAUCUGCGAGAAGCUGGUCAGAAAGUACCAAGACAAACUGAUCAACGUCAUAGCAGACAAGGGGACUCCCGAGAGUAUAUGCAUUAGACUGAGUCUCUGCAAGAGCCGUGGGCAGUAGAUUGUACAUUUGAUGCAUGCAACACAACAGACUAAAGUGUAACGUUUGAACUCUUCCUGUGUCUUGUCUUGUUUUUGCCUUCACAAUAAAGCUUUUUUUUUGCA